AUGUCUACUAAUCGCACGAUGCAUGCCGGUAGUUGGACGAAGCUCACCUUGACGGAGUUGAAGGACCUGUGUGCAGCUUGUGGCUUCUCAGUGGAAGGUAAUAAGGAAGAGCUAGGUGAAAGACUGCACGCUUAUUUUGAUAAAAGGAAAGAUAAAGGUCCAGAGGCGCAGUCGAAAGGGAGCAGUAAAGGGCAGGAACAAGGUCCCGCGGUUACUGGAGAUAGGACAGGAGAGGUAGUGGAUGUGGAUUCGGAUGAUGACGGGGGUGGUGAGGAUGAGCUGGAUGAAGACUCGCAGGAAGCUGAUAAUAGGAUUAGAGAGGAAUUUGCAACACGUUUUCGAGGGAAAGAAAAAGUUAGUUCGGUUCCGGUGGAUGUUUUCCUGACAGCUCUUAGUAGUAUUGAAAGGAAGAUGGAUAAGAGUUUUUCGGCCUUGUAUAGGGAGAUCGAAGAAGGUGAUUCGUUGGAGGAGGCUUGGCCAAAGGUAAAAUUGUCUAAACCACGUGACCAGUAUGAGUAUGAUUUUCUGGCAAAGAUUGGUAGGCGUUUAGAUAAGGUAAUAAGAAUGUUACCAGAUUCUGUUAAGAAAGAAGUUGUUAGUGUGCGUGAUGAGGUUGAAUCAAGGGCCGUUACAUUGAGAUUAGCAGAUGAUAGGGGAUGGGGAGCUGCGCUACAAAUAGUUGGAAGUAGUGAUAAGAUGAUGGAAAAGUACAAAGAUCGCAUACCUGUAAUUGGCCAGGCAGUGUAUCAUUCGCGUCCAUAUGCCAGGGGUUAUAAUAGGAAUACUAUAAGCGAAGUAAGAAAAAAGAGGAAAGAGCGCCGUCCUUUCGGGGUAGGAAUUUUUAUGGAUCCUUCGACAGACAGGGAAAUAUUACCUGCUACAACUGCGGAGUCAUUCAGUUUUUUGUAUAAAGUCAGCGGAUCGAGCAAUAAUAAUGAAAAGCCUGUCAACGAAGUGACAGGGCGAUCAUUAUUGCGAGAUCAGAUGACUUUAUGA
Dentiscutata heterogama is the source of this 996-nucleotide messenger RNA. The record is from the annotation of a GenBank genome assembly. Lineage: Eukaryota; Fungi; Glomeromycota; Glomeromycetes; Diversisporales; Gigasporaceae.